Molecule: messenger RNA, 1913 nt
Organism: Asterias rubens (European starfish)
Lineage: Eukaryota; Metazoa; Echinodermata; Asteroidea; Forcipulatida; Asteriidae
Exons: 4
Coding region: 32-952 (306 amino acids)
Molecular function (GO): metallopeptidase activity
Source: RefSeq, a predicted model, not a curated record
UCUCUGCGAUCAUCCAUCCCCGAUUGAAACCAUGGGUGCAGUUUCCCUCGUGGUCAUGUUGGUUGUCACUUCAUCUGUAUCUGCACAUGUAGUCUAUUUUGACCAUGACGUAGUUCCGGGUGAUGGGGAAUUCCGGGAUGAAUCUACCCGUAAAAUUGGAAGGGGCCAGGCAUUGGAUACCAGUGACUGCAUGAACGUCUCACCAAUUCCAGACGACUUACGGGCCGAGAUACCACUCGACAAUUUCUACCAGAAGUACACCCAUGCCUACGGCAUUCCUAUAGUGUCGUCCAACCAGCCAAAUGAUGAUGCUCUCACCCGCGCCUGUUACGUGGUACGUUUCAUGCUGGCCGAUCGAAAAGAUGUCCGAGACGCCAUGUUUGAUUCUUACGGGCGAGUCGGUGUGAUCGGCUACCGUGAGAAAACCUUAGACAUCCCUGAGCAUAGCUACUUGCCGUCUUGGUGGAACGAUCGAGCAAGAGGUCUUGGAGGUACCGCGUCCAGACCCAUCGCUACGGAUGGUGAAGAGAACAUCCUCUGUUGGAGCUACUGGAAGGAUCGGUGGAGUGAGGAGGACGUUUUAGUCCACGAAUUCGCGCAUUCAAUCCAAAUUGUUGCCAUGAGAAAAGUGGAUCGGACAUUCGACGCUAGACUGCAAGAGGUCUGGACCGAGGCGAAAGCAGCCGGUCUUUGGCAGAACACCUACGCCAUCUCGCAAUACCGAGAGUAUUUUGCGGAGGGUGUUCAGGCCUACUACAACUGUCAGACCCAUCGGGAUUUCGUCGAUGGCAUACAUAAUGGUAUAUCCAACCGAAAGGCUUUGUCUGAAUACGACCCCAAGCUGUUUAGCAUGAUCGAGGAAGUAUUCCCCUGCAAAAAAGUUAUCAUCAAUAGGUGUGAGGAGAAUAAUAAAGAGCUUACUUCAGGUCAUGAGCUAAUGAUGGACUGCUAAACAAGUCUAGCCGAUAGAGAACCAGCUGACUCUAUUGUCAACUACAACUACGCAUCACGUGAGAAGAUGUGCAAUGACGUCACCAUUAUGUCUACACUAUUUACUGUUUUUUUUUGGUGAAGGGCAUUUUUAAGAAAUAUUGAAUUAAACAGGGAGAUACACCUUCGGUAAUUACUCCCCAAAUUAAUGGUCAUAAAAACUGACUUGGUAAGAAACGCUGCAGUUUAUGAUAAUGUAUACAAUUUUGAAAAUUAAUUACUUCCAAAGGAAUGUGGUUUUAGAGCGAGGGAUUUGAAAACAUUUGAAUCUGAGAAACAUUUGUGACGAAACGUUUCUUAGAUUGUGUGUCCAAUCACGGACUAUUCUUCAUAUACAGACUAUACCGUCCAGAUUUUCAGCAAAAAUGCUACCACCAUAAGAAAGUAAAUUAUUUCCACAGGUUAUUGUACACUCAUCUGCAUUCAUAUAGGAUUAAAACUAUCGAAGUAUAGACCUAUCUCGCUCCUAUGAAGAGAGAAUGAAAUAAAACUCAUUUAGAAGAUUCAUACUUUCGUGACUAUGGUCAGGGUCGCUCAAAACCCGCUCAAACUACAAUUUAUUAUUUAUGAAGUUGUCAGAGCGAGCUGCAACCAUAAACUAUAUGCCGGCCAGAUUUCGCUUCGUUUGUCCAGCUCAAAUCACUUUUAAUUAUCUUUGAAAAUAAUAACGAAUAUAAAUCCAGGCAAUAAAUUCAAGUACUUCCAAUUCAUUAUUGGCUUCUACCAAUUACCGGGGGUAAUUUGAAAAUACACUUAAAUAAGCAGCUAUAUAUAACUGUAGCUAUUUGGGAUAAAAGCAGACGUGUUUAGCGGUAAUUUUAGUUGUUUGGUUCAGCUUAUUUUCUUGUUCAUGGUGUUGGGUUUAAGUUAAUAAUAUAUUGGCGUCAUUUUGUGUCUUCAAUAAAUUUUAAGUCUCAAACAUU